UUUCUCACUGCGCCCCCUCGUAACUCCUAGUGAUAUCUAUCUUCUUCAUCGUAUAUUCCUGACUCCUUUUUCUUCCUUGUUCCCUCCCGGCCAUGGUGUUCCCUCAGGAAGAAGAGAGCUUGGUCUGUGAUAUCGAGCUCUCCUCCGUCGGCCCCGCUCGCUCCUCCGGCACCGAUGUCUUCCACAGCCCUACAGGCCUGGACCUGGCCAUGAAGCUUCACUACCUCAGAGUGAUCUACUUCUUUAACAGCGAGGCCGUGCGAGGGCUGAGCAUCAUGAAGAUCAAAGAGACCAUGUUCAGCUGGUUCAACCACUACUUCAUCACCUGCGGGAGGUUCCGGCGGUCGGAGUCCGGCCGGCCGUACAUCAAGUGCAACGACUGCGGAGCCAGGUUCAUCGAGGGUAAGUGCAAGAAAACCCUAGACGAGUGGCUCCACAUGAAGGAUUGGCCUUUGCACAAGCUCCUCGUUUCUCACCAAGUUAUUGGUCCUGAGUUAUCCUUCUCCCCUCCCGUUUUAUUGCAGGUGACUCAUUUCAAGUGCGGAGGGAUGUCAUUGGGCUUAAGUUGGGCCCAUGUACUGGGGGAUCCUGAUUCGGCUGCUGACUUCAUGAACAGAUGGGGCCUUGCCAUGGCGGGUUUGGGCCUGAAGCCCAUCAACAUUCCGCGACCAAUCCCAACAGCAGCCCCAGAACCCCACCCCCAGUCACCAUCCGGACCGGAUCCAAUCACCUUAAAACGGGUUGACCCGGUGGGAGACCACUGGAUACCCGCCAACAACCGCAAAAUGGACACAUUCUCCUUCCACCUAACAAGCUCUCAGAUGAAUUACCUUCAAGCACAGAUCUGGGGUCCUACUAUUGACCAAACCCCUCCUUUUGAAUCUCUGUGUGCCGUGAUUUGGCGGUCCAUCGCGGAGGUCAGACGAGGACCCGGAUCUGGAUCCGAACCAAAUAAAGUGACAGUAUGCAGAAAAGAUCCAUCUCGCAACAACCACGACGUACUAGGCAACAAGCAGAUCAUAAGCAAGGUUGAAGCUGAAUAUUCAAUAGUUGACUCAGAUUUGAAGAGGCUGGCGACGAUGCUGGCCGAUGAAGGAGUGGAUGAGAGGAAAGAGAUUGAGGAAGCAGUAGAUAAGGAUGAUGGGGUGAGUGAUUUCUUCGUGUACGGGGCAAACCUGACAUUUGUGGACUUGGAAGAGGUCGACGUGUACGGAUUGGAAUUGAAUGAACAUAAACCAGAAUUUGUAUACUGCAGCAUUCAAGGUGUUGGAGAUGAAGGGGUUGUUUUGGUGCUUCCAUGGCCAAAAGGUUCAGUGAGGAAUGGUAGUGAAGGUAGGUUUGUGACGAUCAUAUUGCCGGAGGAUGAACUGGGAAAGCUCAAGUCUGAACUCAAAAACAACGGUCUUUUGCUCUGACGCUGAGUUCAUCUGCGUGUCUAAGUAGUAUCAGUGUGCCUGUUGUUGCUUUGUAAGUGCUUAUUUGCGCUAUCAAAAGAGUUGUUGUUUUAGUACUAGCAUGUACUUGUGCUUAAUGAUGAGUAUUGAAUAACUUGUUUUCCUAUUCUCAACAACAACAACAACAAUAAAGUUUUUUUCACGCGUGUGUAGUGUGCAUACCUUAAUUAGCUUGCA
Molecule: messenger RNA, 1631 nt
Organism: Neltuma alba
Lineage: Eukaryota; Viridiplantae; Streptophyta; Magnoliopsida; Fabales; Fabaceae
Product: protein ECERIFERUM 26-like
Exons: 2
Coding region: 93-1415 (440 amino acids)
Molecular function (GO): acyltransferase activity, transferring groups other than amino-acyl groups
Source: RefSeq, a predicted model, not a curated record